Xyrauchen texanus (razorback sucker) is the source of this 2987-nucleotide messenger RNA. It is a transcript of the gene vwa11, whose product is annotated as von Willebrand factor A domain containing 11. NCBI's taxonomy places the organism in Eukaryota, Metazoa, Chordata, Actinopteri, Cypriniformes, Catostomidae. The transcript has 16 exons. Bases 1 to 2793 code for a protein of 930 amino acids. The record is from RefSeq and is a predicted model, not a curated record.
AUGAUCAUGAAGUUAUCAGUGUCCGUCGUGGCCCUGAUGGCAUUACUGGUGUCCCGGGCUCAGGCAUUUGUGUCAGUUGGGGGUAACGGAAACACUCAUGUGAGCAUCACUGGUAGUGCUGUAAUGGCAAAGAUCUAUGAGGUGUGUGAAGCAGUGGCUGAAUCUGAGGAAAGAGAAUUCAAACCAACAGGUUCAUCAGCAGAAGAGCUACUGCGGGCCUGCUUAGGCACAGCUACAGGUGAGGUUUCGGGUGCCAAGUUCCGUACAGCACUAAAUCAGAUCUACAUGCAGAACGGCUAUGUGGACCGUGACUUCAUGGGCAGUGCACCACACCACUUCAAUAAUGAGGCUUUCAGGGAGGGACGCAACCUCAUCAGUCAGGGGACAGCUGCCAUUAAAGCUAAUGUCCGCAGUGACAACCUUCAAUCUGCCAGAGAAACACUGGGGCGAGUGUGUCACACGCUGCAGGAUUUUUACAGCCACAGUAACUGGGUUGAACUAGGUAACAAAAGUCCAUAUGCCAACCUCAUCAGACCGGAUCUCAACAUUGAGAACAUUGCAGAUGUUACAAUGCCAACAUGCAGUGAUUGUGCCAGUGGCAGCUGUCCAAACCCUCUUCUGCCUGCCAUUCUGAAUGGGAAGUAUCUCACUUCAGGAUACAUGGGCUUGUUCUCCUCUGACAAACCUCAGGGUAAAUGUAGCCAUGGUGGGGAUACUGAUCUCAGCAGUAGCCAGAAUCCUCGUGGUGGGAUCAGUAAAGAUGAGCGCCAUUCCUAUAAUUCCGACCUACACAAUAGUGCUGUAAAUCUGGCAUCUGAGGCCACCUUGGACCUGCUAGAAGAUAUCCGUGGUGCCAUUGGCAACAAGGACUACCUUCGGCUGAUGGGUAUUGCACGAUCUGCAGUGCUGGCCUUUGUCAUUGACACGACAGGCAGUAUGUCAAAUGACAUUGCAGAGGCCAAAAGAGUUGCUAACAACAUCAUCGACAGCAAGAAAGGAACUCAAGAUGAACCAUCUGAAUAUAUUCUGGUGCCGUUUAAUGAUCCAGGUUUUGGACCACUAAUAAGGACCACAGAUCCAGAUGUGAUGAAGUCAGAGAUCUCCAAGCUCAACGCUGCUGGGGGUGGGGACAUCCCAGAAAUGUGUCUGUCAGCACUUCAGUUGGCCCUUACAGGCGCUCCCUCCUCUUCAUUUAUAUAUGUCUUCACAGAUGCCAUAGCUAAGGAUACAUUCCUAGAGAAAACCAUCAUCGCCUUGAUCCGCAGCACCAAGUCAACGGUCUCUUUCUUCAUGACAUCAACAAAGAGGAUGAGAAGAGCGUUGAACGUACAGCCACGUUCACAGUUUCAAAUGUACUAUGACAUAGCCUUGGUUUCUGGAGGUCAAGCCAUUGAAGUCUCAAAGUCCAGCCUCUCUCAAGCCACUGACAUAAUUGUUGACACCUCUACUUCAGCCCUGGUAACAAUUUUGCAGCGUUCCAGGAAUCCAGGACGUGUAGAGAGUUUUCCCUUCCUCCUGGAUGAGUCAGUUUCCAACACUACCAUCUAUAUCACAGGGAGUGACCUCAUAUUUACCCUACACAGCCCUACAGGUGUGUCUCAAGAUAGCAUGGUUGCCAAUGGACCUCUGGGAAUAAUUCAGAAAGUAGGAAACCUGCAACGAAUCCAAUUGAAUGGAAAUUAUGUGGGCCUUUGGCACAUUGACAUGAAGUCAACACAGUCCUACACCAUUAAAGUAAUUGGUCAGAGUGCGAUUACAUUCAUCUAUGACUUUGUGGAGGAAUUCAAAGGACCGCAUCCUGGAUAUGCUGUUAUUGAUGGACGCCCAAAAGCAGGCAUACCAGCUAAACUGUUGCUUACACUCACUGGAGACAAAGGUCCAGAGGUUCUGGAGGUGCAGGAAGUUGCUCUCGUGGAGGUGUCAGGGCUCAGAGUGUCUAAUGGAACCACAGAGAAAAUGGGUGAUGGAGCUUUCCUAGUUACCAUGAAUGAUGUCCCAGAGGGAGAGUUUGUGGUGUGGCUGAAGGGAAAAGACACGACCUCCUCUAGCCUUUUCCAGAGACAGAGCACCACACAGAUGUCUCAGUCCAAAGUCACCAUCAAGGCAAUGGUAGACAGCACCAUGCUACCAGGACAAGAAUUUAAACUAAACUUUACUGUAACAACCAAUGGAACUGGUGGUGUCUACAAAAUUCGUGCAAGUAAUGACAAAAGCAUCCCUAUGAAUUUUCCAGAAAUGCUCACCCUUGUAAGUGGAGGCAGUGCUCAAGGGACAGUAUCUCUCACUCCUCCUGCUAACACUGUCUCAGGCACAGACGUUACUCUCACUAUCGAGGCAGAAGGUGUUGGAGGAAGUGACUCUAAUUAUGCUGUGUUUCGCCUUUCUGUCCUCUCCAAGGUAACCGACUUAACACCUCCAAAUUGCGAAAUAGUCAGUGUUCAGGGCAGUUGCUCCUCCUCCUCUUGCAGCUCGUCAAACUGGGAACUGUCUGUCAACAUCACAGAUGGUAAUGGCACAGGUAUCGAGAGCAUUACCAUCCAGCAAGGCAAUGGAAACCUCACUCAGAAGGAAGUGGUAGACACCAGUGUAACAGUGGUCAUGGGUCUAUAUAAGGCCACAUGUUGCUCGCCUUCUGUGACUUUGUCUGCUGUUGACAAGGUGGGAAACGUGGGCAGAUGCACAUACAGCAUGGAGACCAGUGCAGCCUCUCCGCUCAUCAGCAUGUCCCUCCAUCUGUGGGCAUGUCUGUUUGUAGCAUCCAUGAAUUUGCUAAGUGAUGCCUUCCCUAUGUGAUGAUACAGAGCUCUUCCAAUCAAAUACACAAGCAUCCUAUCCAUUGCUUAAUCUUUUCUUAAACCCUCUACUGUGAAAUAGUGUAAAAUGUGAAGAACCAUGCUGCUUAUUCCAACUGAAUUAUCAAAAUACUAAUGCAUGUAAUACACAAUACAAAUAAAUGUGUUUGCUAAUAUAUAAUUUUUUCUAUUGUC